UAAAUUAUUAGAAAUGGGAGAUGAUGGAUCAAAAAAUAAUAAAGAAGAUGAUUUCGUUGAAAAUUUGGAAGAUAGUGCUUUAAUGGUUGUUCCAUUUGCAAAAUUUCUUCCUUUAAUUAAUGAAAUUGGAAAUUUUUUUAACGAAAUCAUCGAAUUAGUAGAAGCUGCUGAACACAAUAAACGAACUUGUAAAAUAUUAAAAAAUCGAGUUCGUGUUGCAGAAUUAGCCGUACGAGAUCUUAGAGAUAAAAAAAAAGACAGAAAAGAUUUAUUUAAUAAAAUAAAUUAUAUACGUUUACAAGAAUUAUCUACUAUUAUAACGCAAAUUAAAAAAUUUAUAUCAGAAAUCUCUCUAAUGAAAACUUUGAUAAAAUACCUUAAAGAGAAAAGUGUUGAGAAAAUUUUUAAAGAAUUAUGUAUGGAAUAAGACAGUUGUAUUAACUUAUUGUCUUUUUCUAUUAACGUUGAAAUUGCUGAUGAACUUGAACAAUUAAAAUCCGAUCAAGAUGAUUUAUUUAAAUAUAUAUUAGGAAUGGUGGCUGGUAUUAAUGAUAACGACUGCUUCACAGUCUUAAGUGAAAAGUUUUUUUCAACAGUUGUAAAAGUUGAUGUAAUGAAUAAUACAAUGAAAAAAUUUAUGAAUGAAACUUCUCAAAAUCAAACAAAAAUUGAUAAUAUCUUUC
Rhizophagus irregularis DAOM 181602=DAOM 197198 is the source of this 683-nucleotide messenger RNA. NCBI's taxonomy places the organism in Eukaryota, Fungi, Glomeromycota, Glomeromycetes, Glomerales, Glomeraceae. The record is from RefSeq and is a predicted model, not a curated record.